Seriola aureovittata is the source of this 5403-nucleotide messenger RNA. It is a transcript of the gene znf385a, whose product is annotated as zinc finger protein 385A. Bases 895 to 2229 code for a protein of 444 amino acids. Lineage: Eukaryota; Metazoa; Chordata; Actinopteri; Carangiformes; Carangidae. The record is from RefSeq and is a predicted model, not a curated record. The transcript is spliced from 8 exons. Gene Ontology annotation, cellular component: nucleus. Gene Ontology annotation, molecular function: zinc ion binding; nucleic acid binding.
GAAAGGGAGAAACAGUGGUUGGGGGGAGACGGCAUUUUCAGUCAAGCUCUGUCUCUCCUUCAUGACUUCCACUCUGCAUGAUGACAAGUGUCUGCCGCUGUUCCCAUUGGUCGAGGCUGCCACCAAUCAGAGCAGAGGCAUGUAAGGUGCCUUUAGGUUAUACCCAACCCCAAAAACAAGAAGCAGAGAGAGAGAGGGAGAGAAAGCCAGAGUGGGAAAGGGAGUGUGUGUUUUACAGAGAAAGACCAAAGCAGGCGCCGACUUCACAGUGCACUGAAGACCUUCCCUCUGAAGCUCCUUGUGAAAUGAUACAGUUGAGAAGAAACUGCUUGUCAGCUGUUUGUUGAAGACCACUGCAAUUCCUCCUGGCUGCUGUGGAGAAGAAGCUCUGGGCUCUGUAGCCUCCCCCUGUGAUUGGCUGUCACACUUUAGGCUCCCCCUCCUCUCCCUGACUCCCUCUUCUCUCUCUCUCUCUCUCUCUCUCUCUCUCUCUACCCUCUGUUUCUAACCCCCUCCAUACUGUCCUCAGGCUUACCUGAGCCACAACUGCAGAAACGCCGGACCCCCUCCUCCACACACAUACAUACACACACGCGCUCUCUCUCUCUCUCUCUCUCUCACACACAUGCGCACACACACACUCAGUUUUCACCUGGAGAGGGCAGGCGCAAGGGACGACAUGUGCAGCAGCAGCAGCAGCAGCAGCAACAGCAACAGCAACAGCAGCAGUCUCUCCUCACAUCUAGCGCUGCCUCUCUGAGUUGCCUCUUUCUGGAGAGUGGAGAGGAACUCUGAAAAGAGAUUUUGGAGCCAUUGUCCCUUGGCCAAAGAGGGAGAGACAGGGGCAGUGAGGGAUCACUUGUCAACCCAGGGAUACCAAAGGCAACACACAGCAUGAUUUUGGGAGGCAUAAACCGGGCAGGGGCGGCGGUGCCGACGUUCCUGCGGACCCCAACGGUGAUCCAGCCCCACCUGGACAUGAAGCCCUUCCUGCAAUUCCCCAUGGAGACCGCACCUCCUCCACACAGCAUGAGCCUCUUCCACAACUUCAACACGAUGGACCCGGUGCAGAAGGCCGUGAUCAACCACACCUUUGGAGUUCCUCUGGUGAAGACCAAGCGGCCAAUCAUCUCCUGUAACGUCUGCCAGAUCCGCUUCAACUCAGAGAGCCAGGCAGAAGCACAUUACAAAGGAAACCGCCAUGCCAGGAGAGUCAAAGGCAUCGAAACCUCUAAGAGUCGUCCUCAGGAGGGGGACAAGCUUCAUACUGUGCCCCCCACCUCCUCCCCGUCUCCGCCCGGAGCACCAGGCCCUGUCUCAGACAGCGAGCCCAGCAAAGCGGAUGAAACACGGCCUCUCUCACAGUUAAAUGGGCCCCUGCUGGCCCCAGGGCCCCUUCCCACUCUUACCACCCCACCUACCCCACCCAUGGACUCCCCCGUGCCCUCAGUGUGCCCUCUCUUACCCACCCCAACUCCUCCCUUGAUCCCCCCUUCCUCAUCCUCCCCAGGCUGUGGCAGUGGCAGCACCAACUCAGAGCAGCCCGGAUCUGGACCCCCGGGUUCAGGAGCCGCCGGCACCUCCGCCUCCAGCAGCCCGUCCAACCCAGAGACAGAGGAGGAUAAGGCCAAGAAGCUGCUGUACUGCUCACUGUGCAAGGUGGCGGUCAAUUCCUUGUCACAGCUGGAGGCCCACAACAAAGGUACCAAACACAAAACUAUCCUGGAGGCACGGAGCGGGCUGGGCCCCAUCAAGGCGUAUCCUCGCUUGGGCCCCAAACCCAGUGGAGAGCAGGGAGGGGGGCCGGUGGACCCCAACACUCAGGAACGAACCUUCCACUGUGAGAUCUGCAAUGUGCGGGUCAACUCUGAACUGCAACUCAAACAGCACAUAUCAAGUCGAAGGCACCGGGACGGCAUGGCGGGCAAGCCUAACCCCCUCCUCAGCCGACACAAGAAGCACAGGGGGGCUGAUCUGACGUCUUCUUUGACUUUCUCCAAGGAUCUCACCAAAGCUUUGGGUGCGGGGCUCUUGCCCAGCCCCUUGGCUGUUGCCGCAGCAAUGGCCGCUGCAGCUUCCUCGAACCCGUUGGCCCUCCGUGCAGCAGCUCCUGGGCAUCACCCACACCAUCACCUACUGCAAGGCCCGCCUCUCAGCCACGCCAUCCUAAGACCGGCCCCGGGGCCCAUCCGCACCACCCACGGGCCAAUCCUCUUCUCUCCUUACUGACACAUCACCCUCUGACUUCGGCCAGUCAGGAACAGCCACUCCAAAAGCACACUGUGAAGAUAUAAACAUGAUCAACAAACAGCAAUCGAUAAGGGGAAAAAAAUCCAAUCAUUUAAAUAUUGAACUGAGAGAAAAGCAAGGGGAAAGGAGCAGCGGAGAGGAGUAGAAGUUUAUGUCUCUCUUUCUUCCUUUUACCUGAAACUCUCCCUCCAUUUCAAAGACUCCUGAGUGAUACGCAGAUGGAAUGAGCAGAGGAGAGAUAUUCAUUAUGCAUUGAACUCCCUUGUACAUCUCUCACCUCCCCUGGUCCCUCUCCCUUGCGCUGUGGCCCUGUCAUGGCCGCCUCGAUAGCUACAGAAGAAACACACGCAGACGUCACUAGAAACAUUAAACCACAUGUAGUGUUACAUAAUUAUUCUGGGCCAGGUUGGUUUUCCUCUGUCGUCACGGCUCAACGUGUUCUUCUCAUCCUAUGCACCUCAAAAACCAAGACAAUAAUGUUAUGUCAGUAGGGUAGCUGCUUCCAUCAGUCUUUGCGGUAUGCGUCACAUGUAGCUGCGGCGGCCUCCACGGUACUGUACAUGUCCCCUUCUGCGCCGGAGGCCAGCAACUCUUCAGUUUCUGACACUAGGUCCUCACUAGAUGCAACAUGACUUCGGCUGACAGGCAGGUGGUAGCCGCUUCUGAACAUGUCUGAUGGUUGGGGGGUGGGGGGGGUCAAGAGAGCAGAGAAGUGACUGUGGGGGAUUGCGCUCCCCUGUCAUUUCCUGAGAGGGCGAGGUGAGAGGAGGGCUGGCACGGGUCAGUGGAUGGGUUGACCCCAGGCAGCAUGCAGACACACGCAGGCCCGAAUGCAUUUGUGUUUUAAAAUAGACUGUACCAACAAAAAUCGCUACAGGGCACAUCUGCCAACCUUCGUCUUAGUCAGAGAGGAGCCUCACCAAAGGGGAGAGAGGACAGCAGAAGUCACACAUUGGUACAUACUGUACUGCUGUAAUGCGUUUGAUGGCAAGAUUCUGUGAUUUUACUUACAGUAAUGAGAAAUACUAUACUGCAAAGAGCAUAGUUCAUAUGUAUUUGCUGUGACUUCUGUUGACAUCAAGCCAUCAAAAAGAAUUUAAUUGACAUCCUCAACAUCACCCUCGUCUUUGACUCACUGUGUAGGUGGGAAGGUAUGACUUAGGUGCGACCCUGUGCACUGAUGUGUUUAUGUUGUUUCUGCAUGCAGCCUUGCAAUAAGGACCUGCAGGCUCAGGCUUCUGCAUCAUUGAUUCCCCCCCUCCUCCGACCUGCCCUAUCCUCCUCACCUCCCCCAUAUCCAAAGGUUCAUAUGAGUCUAUUGUAGAGGGCACAUCAUAACACUGGCAACCAUAACGCUGAAAGGGAACAAAUUAAAGAGAGGAAGAUGAAAGUCAAAUACAUUCUCGGAGAAAUGAUCUUGAGCCAGCGUGACAACCGAGCCAGAAGCACAGCGAGGCCGCCGGGAGUGGGAGCCGAGACGUCCAGCCCAAGGCAUCUAUCAAUACUUCCUGUCUUACAACUGAAAGCCAUGAAAUGCACCAUGAUUUGUUUUUCUUUUUACAAAGACUGGUGAGCACUUUCUUUUGUUUGGUUCGGACUGUUUGUGUUUAUAUCACACAUCAAAAAGAGCAAAAUAGAAAACACAGUAAAAAAUAUUUUUGUAGGUGGGAAAUGUUAAUGACUGCAUCCAUGAAGUGAAAAUAAGAAAGGGAUGGAAUUAUUGUAUAGUGGAUGAUAUAAGUGUCGACUCAGACAGACAGAACAAGUGACUCAGCAGGGAGCCAGAAAAACUAGCAAAGCAGCAGCAGACCUAUCUUGCUCGACAGCUUGAAGCUAUCACCCUUUUCUGAACAAGAUGUACACUGUGCCCUUUCAUUGAGAAGCAAUGAGCUCUAAUGUCUUACCUUUGUCUGAAUAUUGCAAUGCAAUGAGCAAUUUUUAUCAGAGUGACUUGUUAUCAUUGUGACAUGUUGUGACAUGUUGUCCAGAGUUGUGUGUGUAAAACUAGGAGCGCGCCAGCUGACAGACUUUUUUCUGUUCAAGCCCUCGAAGGGAUUUAGAGAGGGGCAGAGAGAGACAGAGGUGUAGCUGGGCUUAGGUACUGACCCUUCAUAUUAAAGGGCCUUUUUACUAUGGUAAUCUCUGCUUGGGGAACAGGGUACAACGCCAGGUAUCAAGGGAUUAAAGAUAGAUGUGUUCAACAGGCUUUUUUUUUUUUUAGUUGGACUUACUGAAUUGCAUUAUUAUUAUUUUUGUGUGUGCGAAAUGUGCUUAAGUGAAAAUCCUGAGGAACAUUAUCAAUGCCAUUACUUAAAGAAGAAGCUGGCUUGGUGUCAGCUUCCACCGUUGUGCUCUUUUUGUUGCUGAACGAAACCUCCUUUGAAGAGUUCAUUUUGUGAGUGAGAUACUAUUCCAGGAUCUGUGCUCUCUUUCCUGUUGGUGUGUGUACCAUUUGUAUUCUAGUGUGUGUUGGGACCGGCUCUCUCCCCACUUCCCACCAGUCAGAUACGGAAGCAUCCUGGAGUUAUAAAGUGGCCUAAUACAGUGAUGGAGAUAAAAAACCUGCACAUGUUUGGUUUAGGAAGAUUGAUCAAUCAUCCUGGAUUCUAUCAAACUUGAUCAACAACCCAACCUAAUCCAAGUACUACAACCAUGUCCCUGUUAGUUCAGUCAAGUAGCAGCACCACAGAUAUGUUCAUAUUGUCCGUGAUAUGUUCUUUCUGUGGUAAUUCCCAUUGACCCAUCCUCAUUAUUCACAUAUGGGAAAUAAAUGUUAGAUUCCUAUUUUCUGGGCAGGUAUUUCAUGUUAGCUGUGUUUAGGCUACUAGCCUUAGCCUUAUUCUGCCCUCAGUCUCUCCCAGAGCAGAGAGAGAGAGAUGGAGAGGCUAUGGUGUAAUUUUGUCUUGCCAAUAAAGUUAUUUUUGAAUUUCAUUGUCAGAGGGGACACAGAGUUUGUAUGGCGAAUUGUAGCAAUACCUGACUCAUUCUGGCUACUCUUGUUUAUUGCAAUAAGAAAAUUAAACAAUAAAUGUGUAUGUGAGUAAAACAUUAUAAAUGUAAUUUAAAUGAAAAAGAAACUUUAUGGUAAAUACUAUUGGUAUCAAGAGAAACCAUGGUGGAAAAAAGUAAAUGUCAAUAAAUCAUUAAAUGAAA